Molecule: messenger RNA, 336 nt
Organism: Procambarus clarkii (red swamp crayfish)
Lineage: Eukaryota; Metazoa; Arthropoda; Malacostraca; Decapoda; Cambaridae
Source: RefSeq, a predicted model, not a curated record
AUGACUAAGCUAAGGCAAACACUUAGUUUGAAAAGUUGCGCCGCUGCCAGCAAGUCUUCCUACAUAUUACGUGUGUACAUACCUCCCACGCCCACCACCCACGCCCACCUCCUACGCCCCCUCCUACGCCCACCCCCCGCGCCCCACUUCCAUCGCCCCCCUCCCACGCCCACCUCCCACGCCCACGCCCACCUCCCUCGCCCACCUCCCGCGCCCACCUCCCGCGCCCACGCCCACCUCCCUCGCCCACCUCCCAUGCCCACCUCCCACGCCACCCUCCCACGCCCACCUCCCUUCUGUAUUUACCUCAACACAGUAUUGGAAAAUCUGGUCUGA